AUGGCCGAGUACAGGCAUGGCCGCUCCGGCAGCGUCAAGAUCAACGCUGCCGCUGCUGGCGAUGCCGCCAACCCCGCAGCCACCACCUCCCAGCAGGGCGGCCGCUUUGAAGGCCCGCGCAGCCCCCCAAACACAUCUCAUGUUCCAUGCAAGUUCUUCCGCCAGGGCGCCUGCCAGGCAGGCUCUGCCUGUCCCUUCAGUCACGACCUGGGCAACGCCGCCGAAACCGUCUGCAAAUACUUUGCUAAGGGCAAUUGCAAGUUCGGUCCCAAAUGCGCCAACGUCCACAUCCUCGCCGACGGACGACGCAUCAACUACGGCAAGAAUGGCAUCUCGAUUGCUCCCGCGCUUCACCUCGGCAACCGAGUGAAUCCCGCCGCGUACAACUCUUCGAAUCAGAGUGCCCUGACACACUCGUUCCUCCGUGCCGAUGCUGCCCCAAGUUAUGCCGACAUCUAUGGCUAUCCAGCUGGGCCCACAGAUGGUUACCAGGACCUCGAGGGUCGUUCGGGCAUUGAGAACGGCAUCCCCACCAUUGACGGGCCCUUUGCGCAGAUAAGCUCGCAGUAUGGAUCGCCAAGGGACGAAGAUGCUUCCAGGUUCGGAUUGGGACUGUCGCCACUGGCUGCGAAGGGCCUGUCGGUGCUAGAUGCUCCGCUGCCUGCAUCCUUUGAUUCCAAUGGAGUCUCCCAUGCCGCUCGCCACCCUGCCGGCCCGUUCCCGUCCUCCGUACCCUCGCAAUUUGGCAUCGAUUCCCCCUCACCUUCCCUCACAGCACAGAGAGAUGGCCGCACCUCGGAAGCAUUGAAGCUUUUGCACCACUCAGCAUUUGGCGGCAGUGAUCGCCUCUCUGCCACCGUCACCCCGUCAUCGCCGCCUAGCCACACGCCGGACGAAUACUUUGGGAAGAGGCCCAUGCACUCCAGCCGUUUCGCCAAGCCCAAAAUGCUUAGUAGCAGCGCCCCUCGUUCCAACAUCGACAGGGAUUGGGAGUCCGACUUCUCGUUUCUGGAGGAAGACUACGUGCCGGACAACCUAAGGGAUCUGCUCACACCCGCCGAGAAGGCCCGCCGAGGAUCAAGAGCCGCCGAAGACGAAGCCAUGAACCGCCCCGGCGCCUCACCUGCUCUCACUGGCCUGAACACGCCGAGCGGAGAUAUCUCUGCACUGAAGUUCGGAAGUCCGCUGGCCUCGAGCCCUGGUAGAUGGGGUCCGUCAUCUUUCCACCGCCCGAUCGAGGAUGCCGAAUCACGACGGCAGGCUGCGGCAGCCAGUGCCGGCGCCUUUGGGCAUGUCGGUAGCCCACUCCGCAAUUCAAGUCUCAGCUCGUCCAUGUCGCACUUACACAACGCCAAAGCGGGAGGCAUAGAGGGUGGCGUGGGCGCGUUAUCUCAACAACUGCAACGGACCCGGAUCGACGGCGCUGGUGGAGAGUCGCCCAGGCUACACCCACACUCGCACCUGGCGCGGCCCGCGAAUGGCCGCUCCGGCGAGAGGCACGUGAGCAGCUCGUCGAUAAGCUCGAGUGCUCGCUACACGACCCCGAUCGGCGAGGAAGACGGCGAGUUUGUCUUUGCCAUGGACGAGGAUGGCGACCGGGACAGCACGAUCCGGGCUCGCAAGCGGCAAUCGGGCGUGGGCACAGUAGCCAACAUCUGGGGCACUAGCUAUGCCGGUGUGGUUGGUGGUGGCGCGAGCAAGAAGGACGACAAUACCACCAGUUCAUCAAGGACUGCCAAAUGA
Microdochium trichocladiopsis is the source of this 1743-nucleotide messenger RNA. RefSeq lists its product as uncharacterized. The transcript is spliced from 3 exons. Lineage: Eukaryota; Fungi; Ascomycota; Sordariomycetes; Xylariales; Microdochiaceae. Gene Ontology annotation, biological process: protein polyubiquitination. The record is from RefSeq and is a predicted model, not a curated record. Gene Ontology annotation, molecular function: metal ion binding; ubiquitin protein ligase activity. The coding region runs from base 1 to 1743 and encodes 580 amino acids.